CGGGUGGUUACUUAGUUAUUAGCUGUUUCUUAUUUCUAUUUAUUUUAACCUUGUCCUACUUAGUAAAUUAUAUCGAUCUUAGUAUAUAUAUUGUAAGUUUUUUUAUCUAAAGAAGUGUUUUCUUCAUUAUUUUUACAAUUAUGUUAUCUAUUGUACGACAAUGACUGAACAUUCUAUACCUGAAACAAGAGAGGGAUUUCUUCCUGGACCUUAUCUUUCUCAAGGAAUCUUUAAUAAUGGUUUAACUUAUAACUGUGGUGUGCAUAGUGCAUUUUGUACAACAUGUCAUGCUAUGUCAGAAGAUGUAGCAAGGGGGAUCCAGGUAAAUGGAAGAAUGUCUGCUGUAAGAAGGUUCUUCUGUUUAUUUGUAACCUUCGAUGUACUACUGACAAGUCUUAUUUGGCUCAUAUGCCUUGUGUUGGCUGGGAACUUCAAUUUUACAGACGCUUUUUACAGAGAAAUAGUUCACUAUAGUAUAAAGACAUCUCUCUCUGAUGUUGUUAUGGCCUCACUUGCCCGAUUUAUCAUUCUUUUAUUUUUUUAUGGACUUCUUCAUAUUGAUCAUUGGAUCAUAGUUGCAAUAACCACAGUUGGAACAUGCUGUUUUUCAGUGGAAAAGGUCUAUAUUUAUGAUUGGACUCAAAGUCAGCAGGUGUUAUCUGUUCUCCUGAUACUUUCUUCAUUCAUCCUGUCGUGGGCUGAGGGGUGGCUUUUGGACAUCAAAGUCAUACCUCAAGAACGAUCAGCUCAACAAUUUCUUACGACAAAUCCAACCACUCCUGAUGAAAGGACUCCACUUAUCAGAAGUUUUCUGCACAAUCAUGCUCAAUUCGAUGUGAUGUCAGAUUCUGUCGCAGGAACAUUUUACUCACCAGUUGAAUCUCCAGCAGGAUCUGAUGAUGAAUCAGACAGGCCAGAUAAAAAGAAAGAACAGGCUGAUUUUGCUGCAUAUGUAAAAAUUAGAAGCAAUGAAAUAUUUGAAGAAGCCUGGAGUAUAUUGAAUAAUGAUAAAUGGACUGUUGAAACUACAUCACCAUCAGGAGACGUUAUUUACAUUCAGAAAUUAGCAAAAGGAGAAAAAAUUUUUCGUCUCAUUGGUGUAGUUGAAGCUCCCAUCAGCCUCCUUAUAGACAUCUUAUAUCACCAAGUAAAUGAGGUUCCUUUAUGGAAUCCUACGGUGAAGGAGUCAAAAUUCCUUCAGAAGUACGAUGAAAAUGUUGACGUAAUUUAUCAGUUGUCAGCUGAAGCUGCAAAAGGCCUAGUCUCCAGCAGGGAAUUUAUCUUACUUCGUAAUUUGGUUCAGAAAAAUGGCUAUCAUAUUAUUGCAACUUGCUCUGUCAAACAUCCUAGUUUGCAAUCACGACCAAAUGUUAUUAGGGCUGAAAAUGGGUCUGGCUGUUGGGCUUUGAAACAAGUUGCUGCCUUUGAGACUGAAGUUCGAUGGCUUCUUAAUACAAAUAUUCGUGGUUGGCUUCCACAAUCUGCUGUUGAGUCAGCUCUACUCACGGCUAUGUCAGAGAAUAUGGCAAAUAUCAGACGAAGAGCAUUAGAACUUCGAGGUGUUUAGUGUAUCAUAUUUAUCGCCUUUCAUGUAAUUUCUUAAAACACAAUUGAUCAUGAAAGUUGUUUCAAUAUUAUUACAAUUAAAAUGUAUGAUUCGGGUGUAUUCUGUUUUAAGAAUACCCCUUUUGGUAUUCUAUUGCUCAUGUACUCUUUUUGUCUUAUAUCACGAAAUAAUAUAAAUAUUUUAAUUGUAUCUGGUCAAUUCUAGUUCAGAAGAGCAGUGAUAUGAUUAUACUUUUUUUCAUUUUGUUUCAAACAGUGUAUAAUCUAAGUUAAUAAAUAUGCUUCUUUUUUAAUUUUAACAGUUGAAGAUAUUUUUGAUAUUCGCCUUCCAAAAGAUAGGUACAGCAUGUUAAAUUUAG
Molecule: messenger RNA, 1925 nt
Organism: Nezara viridula (southern green stink bug)
Lineage: Eukaryota; Metazoa; Arthropoda; Insecta; Hemiptera; Pentatomidae
Source: the annotation of a GenBank genome assembly